Messenger RNA from Pseudoliparis swirei, 3814 nucleotides. RefSeq names its product plasmanylethanolamine desaturase 1 (gene peds1b). The coding region runs from base 29 to 856 and encodes 275 amino acids. The transcript has 6 exons. The record is from RefSeq and is a predicted model, not a curated record. Gene Ontology annotation, molecular function: oxidoreductase activity. NCBI's taxonomy places the organism in Eukaryota, Metazoa, Chordata, Actinopteri, Perciformes, Liparidae.
UUGAAGGGGCUGGGCCCACAGCAGAGAAAUGGCGAGAAUGGUUAACGAGAACCGGUGUGGAGUGGAAACACCGAGCACAGAGACGGAGGGACCGGCCCGGGCUUCGGCCAGAUGGGGUCCACAACACGCCGGGGCCCAAGAACUGGCUAAUUUGUACUCACCAGGCAAAAGAUUUCAAGAGUGGUUAUGUGUUGUCAUCUGCUUCUCACUUAUGGCCUUCAAUUUCAUUCACCUUCUUGCCAAUUUCCACCUGGGACAUCUGUGCUACAUUCUGUUGAGCAUUGUGGCGGGAAUACUCACGGCAGACUUUGCAUCAGGAUUUGUUCAUUGGGGAGCUGAUUCAUGGGGAUCAGUGGAUUUACCCAUUUUUGGAAAGGCCUUUAUACGGCCAUUUCGAGAGCACCACAUCGACCCCACAGCCAUUACCCGUCACGACUUCAUUGAGACCAAUGGGGACAACUGCAUGCUGACCAUAUUCCCCCUCGCAAACAUGGCCUACAGCUUCCUCACCCUCUCCCCUGCGGAGAUUCACCGUUACUACCCCUGGUACUGCUACUUGUUCGCAUUAGCCAUCUUUGUGACCCUAACCAACCAGAUUCACAAGUGGUCGCACACAUACGUUGGCCUGCCUCGUUGGGUUGUGUUCCUCCAGGACUGCCAAGUCAUCCUCCCCCGCAAGCACCACCGCGUCCACCACGUCUCGCCUCAUGAGACGUACUUCUGCAUCACUACGGGUUGGCUGAACUACCCUCUGGAGAGGCUGGGUUUCUGGAGGAACCUGGAGGAUCUCAUCCAGGGUGUAACCGGAGAGAAGCCCAGGGCGGACGACCUGAACUGGGCUCAAAAAGCCAAUUAGCGCCGCAGGCUGACUGCACCCUACCUCAGAAGACCCUGGCUCCGUCCAGGCUUCUCACCCCCCCCCCAUCCCCCCUUUGCCUCACAAAAACUGUAAUCCAUAGAAAGAAAAAAACUAACAAACACUUUCUGAUGCUAUAGCUUUAAGUCUUGCACAUUUAUGUCUGCUUUUCAAGAGGAGGGCUCUGUCGAUGGAUCUCUGCCAUUACUCACUUGUGGAGAUCCUCAUUUCAAAACGCAAUAUAUCCUCAACUCUUUGUGUGUCUAAAACAACUCAUCACUUUUUUGAGGUGACUUGCAAAUACAUGUGCUCAGAAGGUAUAUAGAGAUACUUUAUCGUCGGAUACAGUUGAUUCGAAAUAAAUUCCAAGGAGAUAAAUAUUUCCCUCUCUCCAACAAUCCCCAAAAAAGAAUACUUGAAAGAGUGGAUGCUUACUUUUUUUCUCCUUCAGAGACCAAACUGUUCAUAUGUUUGGUUAUGUUUAGCUCUGCUUUUUAUGAUCUCUGGAUAAGUCUUUGCAUGUCCACCUCAUCAAGGGUCUACUUGUUGUGCAAGUAACACCAUUGGAUUUUGGCCAUGGCAAGUAGUCAGGCUUGGGUGAUAUUGGAUUUUUUGAUGCUUCCCCAAUGUUGUUGGCUAAAGAACAAAAUGGUUAAUUACUUUUGUUGAUUUCUUGCACGUUUGGAUUCAGCUGCACGCUUUUGGGACUGUUUUGUUAGAGAGGGGUGAUGACAAUAUUUGAUUGAUUAGUCAUGGAUUGGUCACUUUAAGUUGCAAAGGAAGAGUCGAUGCUACUCCUGAAGCCAACAUCAUCCCUCCAGGAUCACAACCAUAUGACAGAUCUGACGGCUCAUAAAACGGGUUUUAAUUUACACAAAACCAAAAACAAACAACCAAAUUGCUCCUAUUGCUGUCAGAUUGGCAUUUUGGUUUAAAUAUGUUCAUCUGGCAAUUGGAACAGUUUGCAUUUCUGUCUUUUAUGAUGGAGGAUGAGUAAUUUGAUCUGAAAAAGUGUCUUUGAAAUAUAUGUACCGAUAACCGUCGUCCACAUUGAUGCUAGGCCAUUAGAAAUGUGGUUAAAUUACGCAUGUAUCAUGCUGCUGUUUGUAUCUGACUCCUGAUAAACAAACAGGUUUGCAGGAAAGAGGCAGACACAGUUUUGUCCCGCUGCCUUACGCACCACGGAUGCAGUACUUGUGUCUUUUUUUUCUCUCUUCAUUUACUGUACUUUCAUGUUGUUGCAACCGUAUAUCUGUCUUUUUGGGGUUUGUGUCUGACUUAGUCAGACACCGAUGCUCCAAAGUUAUGUGCCAACAGUGUAACAUUGUUUUCGCGCCUCACGUCUUGCUAUUGCUUUGUAAUUUGGGAAGGAGCUGUCAUUUUCUGAAGGCAACAUUCCCUGUGAGUAAUGCUGCCACCGUGCACCGUCUUGGUAACUGUGCCCAGCAGAUUUGGGGAUGUUACAAGGGCUUCGGUGACCGUGCACGAUCCAGGAAUUUCUUCUUCACGCCUCGAGAUUAUGUUGAAGAUUGUUUUGAAUGCUUCAGUCAGUCAUUUGUAAAUGUUUUGUGCAGUGAAUAACGAUGCAGUGUAUUACAAGGCCCUCAACCAUAUGUCUUAACUCAUCUGAUUCGGUUAAAAUGCCUUUCUUUUCCUAGUUAACACAUAUUUGCUUUUUCAUAUGGAAAACGGAAACUUAAACAAUUUGCUACUUAACCGGCAUGACGCAAUUACAUGUACAAUAAGCAACACAGAUGUAAUGAGCGUGCAUGCGUAGAACAUGUAAUAUACUGGGGCACCAGCUUCCCUUUGAGUUUGUGCACAGCACACGGCGUCUGUAGCUUAGUGCUCGUUCCAUAUGAAGUAAAUUGUGCUGCUUUUAAAAGAUGACUCCAAAUUUUGACCAAAUGGUCCCAGGUUUUAAUUAUUAUAAUGUUAUGUAAUAAAUUCUUUUUAGAUUUAAAUUAAAGGAGCUAACCUCUCUGUUAUUUGGGUUGAACAGGUGAAAAGAAUCCUGAAUUAGUGAACUUGAUAUUGUACUUAUAGUAGAUAGUUAGAAUACAUUUUUAAGCCAAAAUGAUAUUUUAUAUAAUGUAAUAGUCCAGUUUUUGAAUCCCCCAUACUUGAUUAUAUACAAUUACUCACUAUAGAUAAAAUGCAGACAUCCACUGCAGAUUGCCUAGUGCUUGUGUUGUGAGAAGCAGUUUUGUGUGUGCUAGGCACUAUUGGCUGGUAAAGGGAUGCCAUUACUCGUCACUGCAUCAAUGGUUAAGGCCUGCAUAGAAGUUCUACUUUUGUAGCUUUAAAAAAACAAAUCAGUAUUAGGCAAAAUAUAGUUUUGGAAACUAGACUCAUUCGCAUGAAGGUUGAUAGAGAACUUGUUUUAUGAAUAGGAGUUUUGCCAUCGGCUCUACUGGAUGUCCUGAAACGUCAGCAAGUUGCUUUUUGUGAUAAAAGUAAUAACAUUUUUGACGUCAUGUCGUGUUUUUGAAAAUACAAUAUUAAAGGAUAAUUGUUCUAAAUACUAGACAUGCAAUAAUAAGUUUGGAGAUUGAUAAAACUGACAACAAUACAUAUGUAUGGUGAGUUCAGAAGGCGCCACAACAAUCCUAAACUUGGAUACAGUCAUUGUUGUUAUGUUCAACAUGCUGUGUUUUAAAUCACUUUUGUAAUGAUCCCAUGGCUUCUUAUUGAAUUGCCCUAUUCUCACCCUGAUUGAUUCGGUAGCUCGUGCCAGCGAAAUAGGAAAACAAUUGGCUGACUUAAAUUUGAUAUUCUCUGGCCUCUCACCUCUUCUGAGGUAAGACCCAUGGAUGUUGUAGUUGGUUAUGUAUGCUGGUAGAUAGAGUUUUCGAUAUCAGAAUAAUGCCUCGAUGCCUGUUGGUUGUCCUCCAUUCGGGAGACUUGCAGUGUACAUAUUAAACUGUAUAUAUAAAUAAACUAAAUCAAAUACUGCUA